CUCUCUCUCUCUCUCUCUCUCUCUCUCCUCAUCGGAUGCUAAGCUUUUCGCUUCAUUCUCAUCCAUUUCUCUCUCCGGAACUGAUAGAGACGCAGGCGAUUGGUGAAGUCCGAUCCGUAUAAAACUUUCAUACCUUAUAGAGAGAGAGAGUUUGUGUGUGCGUGAGAGAGCUCCAUCUCCAAUCUAGGGUUUUCGGGAUUCGAGCUCCUCCUCAUCAUCACCCUCCUGUGUGGCCGGCGGUUCUUCUUUCGGUAACCGACCACCUUUGGCUCUGUCUGUGCUGCUCGGCGGCGGUUCGGAUUUGGAGAGAUCCGAUUCGUAUAUUCUCCUGUCUUGGCUCGUGAUCCGGGCCAAGCACAGAAGAAUCGGAUUUGGGCUCUGUCUUCGUCCAGUUUUCGGUGCAUAGAUGGCAACGAAGGAGGGGUUUUUGACGGACGAGCAGAGGGAAGUGCUUAAAAUAGCAACUCAGAAUGCAGAGACUUUGUCGUCGUCUCCGAAAUCCCCUAGAACUCUGCUUUCUGAGCAUCAAUUAAAGGUCCCUGCUGCUGGCAAGGCGCCGACUGCUGGAAUUGCUGUGAGGCAUGUACGGCGGUCACACUCAGGAAAAUUCAUUCGAGUUAAGAAGGAUGGUGGUGGUGGCAAGGGCACUUGGGGAAAACUUCUAGACACUGAUGGUGGAUCCCACCUCGAUCGUAAUGACCCAAACUAUGACAGUGGUGAGGAACCUUACCAGCUCGUCGGCUCAACUGUUUCUGAUCCCUUGGAUGAAUACAAGAAAGCUGUUGUUUCCAUCAUUGAGGAAUACUUUAGCACUGGGGAUGUGGAUGUGGCAGCGUCAGACCUCCGGGAGUUGGGCUCGAGCAAGUAUCAUCCUUAUUUCAUCAAGCGGCUUGUCUCCAUGGCCAUGGAUCACCAUGAUAAGGAGAAAGAGAUGGCUUCCGUUCUGUUAUCUGCCCUAUAUGCUGAUGUGAUCAGCCCGACUCAGAUCAGGGAUGGGUUUGUCUUGCUUCUCGAGUCCGCUGAUGACCUAGCUGUUGAUAUUUUAGAUGCAGUUGACAUUCUCGCUUUGUUCCUUGCUCGAGCAGUAGUUGAUGAUAUUCUGCCCCCAGCUUUCCUCACAAGGGCUAAGAAGACACUGCCAGAAUCUUCAAAGGGCUUCCAAGUUAUUCAAACUGCAGAGAAGAGCUAUCUCUCAGCUCCACACCAUGCAGAGCUUUUAGAGAGGAAAUGGGGUGGAAGCACUCAUAUAACAGUUGAGGAAGUAAAGAAGAAGAUUGAUGGUCUGCUGAAGGAGUACGUGGAGAGCGGAUAUGCUGUUGAGGCAUGUAGGUGCAUAAGAGAGUUGGGCGUUUCAUUUUUCCAUCAUGAGGUGGUGAAGAGGGCGCUAGUUCUUGCAAUGGAGAACCGUGUGGCAGAACCCUUAAUAAUGAAGUUGCUGAAGGAAGCAUCUGAAGAAGGCCUCGUGAGCUCCAGUCAAAUGAUGAAGGGCUUCUCUAGGUUGGCGGAGAGCCUCGAUGAUCUCGCCCUUGACAUUCCAUCUGCAAAGGCCCUCUUCCAGUCUUUGGUACCCAAGGCCAUCUCUGAGGGGUGGCUCGAUGUUUCCUUUGGGAAUCCAGAUGGUAUAGAUGGAGAAAUUCAAGUUGAGGAUGAGAAGUUGAGGCGCUACAAGGAGGAAGUAGUAACGAUAAUCCACGAAUACUUCCUCUCGGAUGACAUUCCUGAACUCAUUCGUAGCCUUGAAGAUCUCGGGGCCCCUCAGUUCAACCCAGUCUUCCUGAAGAAGCUGAUCACCCUUGCGAUGGACAGGAAGAACAGAGAGAAAGAGAUGGCAUCCGUCCUUCUAUCUGCUCUUCACAUUGAGAUAUUUUCAACUGAUGACAUUGUAAAUGGCUUUGUGAUGCUCCUGGAGUCUGCAGAGGAUACAGCCCUCGACAUAUUAGAUGCUUCAAACGAGCUCGCCCUUUUCCUUGCCAGGGCUGUGAUUGAUGAUGUCCUGGCCCCGCUGAACCUAGAAGAGAUUGGCAGCAGAUUGCCACCGGAUUGCAGCGGGAGUGAAACGGUUCGAAUGGCUCGAUCACUUGUAGCUGCCCGUCAUGCUGGGGAGAGGCUGCUAAGGUGCUGGGGGGGCGGUACUGGGUGGGCUGUUGAGGAUGCAAAGGACAAGAUCCAGAAGCUCUUGGAAGAGUAUGAAAGCGGGGGAGUCGUCUCCGAAGCCUGCCAGUGUAUUCGUGAUCUUGGGAUGCCAUUCUUCAAUCAUGAGGUUGUUAAGAAGGCACUGGUCAUGGCGAUGGAGAAGAAGAACGAUUCCAUGCUUAAUCUGCUCCAGGAGUGCUUCAGCGAGGGUCUCAUCACCAUCAAUCAGAUGACCAAGGGUUUCUCCCGGAUCAAGGAUGGGCUCGAUGAUUUGGCGCUGGACAUCCCAAAUGCAAGAGAGAAGUUCUCCAUCUACGUGGAUCAUGCCCAGAAGAAGGGAUGGCUCCUCCCUUCGUUCAGUGCCGAGCUUUCACCUGCCAUGGGUGCUGCUUCCACUUGAGAGAACAUUAUGUUUCUUUUGUUUUCUCUUGCAUGUUGUAGCCUUCCUCAUCGCCAUUUCAUCAUGACAUGUGUACCCAUCUUAUGCCCCUUUUUCGCGGUCAAGUUCAGAGAUGAAUCCGGUUAGAUGUGGGUCAUUGGGAGUUUGUGUGGAUGCUGUUUUUCCCGUUCCUUGUAGUUAAAGAAAAGUCUCGGUGGAGAUUCUUGUGGAUCCCUGAAGCUGAUGUAUAAAGUCAGGUUCUUUACAUCUUUGUUCUAUUGACAUAGCUGUAGGUUUGUGUUUGCUUCCCCAGUUCUUCCCCUUCAAUAUUAUUAUUAUAGUUAGUCUCU
This is a messenger RNA of Punica granatum (pomegranate), 2862 nucleotides long. Lineage: Eukaryota; Viridiplantae; Streptophyta; Magnoliopsida; Myrtales; Lythraceae. The record is from RefSeq and is a predicted model, not a curated record.